This is a messenger RNA of Penicillium taxi, 1725 nucleotides long. RefSeq lists its product as uncharacterized. The coding region runs from base 1 to 1725 and encodes 574 amino acids. The record is from RefSeq and is a predicted model, not a curated record. Gene Ontology annotation, cellular component: fungal-type vacuole membrane. Gene Ontology annotation, biological process: transmembrane transport. Lineage: Eukaryota; Fungi; Ascomycota; Eurotiomycetes; Eurotiales; Aspergillaceae. Gene Ontology annotation, molecular function: transmembrane transporter activity. The transcript is spliced from 5 exons.
AUGGUUGGCCAAGACACAGAGGGGCCAAAAUCGAAUGCACCCAUUGAAGGCCUUCGGUACCCAGCCGAAGCAUUGAAACGUAUCUAUGACACUCUUCAGCCAGAACGUUCCCACGGCCUUAUUUGUCUUGCCCCUGUUGACGAGGCCCAUCCUGAAAAUCGGGCACGACUGGUGAAAUUCGCCAUCCUGUCGUAUAACUAUGAUAUCGAGACUGGGCACAUUUUAGGCGAUAACUAUAUUCCAUAUGAGGCUAUCCUCAACCCAGCAACCACGACCGAUCCUUCGGUAGAGGAUUAUCUGCCCUGGCGAGAUCUUGAGACUGCAAGCUUCCUAUCCAUUUAUCUCACACAUACUGGUACUGUACUCUAUCUCGGUAAUGAAGGCCCGUAUAUAUUGGUUGAUAUCGGUAUAUAUAUUGGUCAUCUUGAGUAUCUAGGGACUGUACAACAUGAAGUCAUCACUGAUACAGAAAGUCGUGAAGAUUGCCUACACCUGCUACAUUUCGUCAACAGUGUUCAGGGCUUAUUUCCGUUGUCUAAGAGAGCUGCUCCCGAGAAAGAACCUGCAACCAUGACAUUAAAAGUUGAAGAAAAGGGUGAGGAAACGGAUCACAGUCCUCGGGAUGGAGGGUUGAAAGGAUGGGUACAAGUGGGUAUCACUAGCACAUUCGGCGCCUACCAAGACUUCUACAAGCAAGUCCUUUUGAGUGAUCUGGACAGCUCCAAAAUCGCCUGGAUCGGCACAUUUCAAGGCUUUCUCCUUGUUUCAGGGAGCAUUAUAAGUGGUCCUAUCUAUGAUAGAGGACAUUUCCAGACGCUGCUUACAGUGGGCAGCUUCCUCAUCGUCUUUGGACUGAUGAUGUCAAGCCUUGCAACAAAGUACUGGCAGAUAUUCCUCUCUCAGGGACUGUGCGUUGGCCUAGGAGGUGGGUGCAUCUUUGCACCCAGCGUAGCAGUUGUGUCAUCCUACUUCACUACCAAGCGUUCCUUUACCAUCGGUGUCAUGGCGGCCGGAGGAAGUGUCGAAAGCACCAUAUAUCCUAUUGUCUUCCGAAAACUUCAGCCACAGAUCGGAUAUGAAUGGACUACCCGCUCAAUCUUCAACCCCAAAAAAGCUCGUGCGCUGCUCGAUACCAAAGCCUUUCGCAACACACCGUAUGUCGUAUUCUCAUUUGGGUUGUUUCUGGUCUUCGUCGGCCUUUACAUACCCAUUUUCGAUGAAGUUUUGUCUGCUCAGAUGGGUGCACACUUGGAUACUGAUCUAUCAUUCUACCUGCUUUCUGUCCUUAACGCGGCUUCUACAUUUGGCCGGGUGAUUCCCGGAUUUUUAGCUGACAGAUAUGGAAACUUGGAAACUAUCAUUGUUCUGACGAUUAUUUCUGCCGUUUUUGCCUACGCUUGGACUGGAAUAUCCUCAUUGGGAGGGUUUGUUUGUUUCAGCAUUAUAUAUGGCUUCACUUCUGGCGCUGCUGCAUCUCUACAGGCCAGCAUGGUGGCAUCGCUGGUUACUGAUCCACGUUCUAUUGGUACAUGGCUGGGAAUGACUCUCUUUCUUGCCGGAAUUGGAAUGCUCAUUGGUACACUGAUCGCCGGUGCUCUAAUGGGAGAGGGAAGAAAUUAUUUGCUGGACCCAUACAUUUUCUCUGGAAGCUUCACAGGUGCUGGCGGUCUACUGUUCAUUGUGACUUGGUUAUUAAGAUCAAGAGAAAAGAAAAUUGUACAGUAG